This is a messenger RNA of Phymastichus coffea, 3576 nucleotides long. RefSeq names its product solute carrier family 35 member F5. Gene Ontology annotation, biological process: regulation of peptide transport. NCBI's taxonomy places the organism in Eukaryota, Metazoa, Arthropoda, Insecta, Hymenoptera, Eulophidae. The transcript has 7 exons. The coding region runs from base 250 to 1686 and encodes 478 amino acids. Gene Ontology annotation, cellular component: membrane. The record is from RefSeq and is a predicted model, not a curated record.
GACGACUCGAGAGAAAGACAAUGUAAUGGUCAGAGCUGAUGACGAUUCAACUGUAAUACAUCAGUCGUUUGUUCCAUUACAAAAGAAGAGAGCCACACCAGUAUGUCGUCGAGUGCUUUUAACUUAUCAACACGUUUCUAGAUGACUCAUAACUGGAGCAUUAGCUCUUGGCUCACCUAGUCUGUGUAUUAUCAGGCUUAAAACAAUGAAAGUGAAGAAAACGAGAAAGUAAGCGUAUGCGUGUGGCACAUGACUUGCUCUGUUGAGUUACGGCAAGCAAGGCAAUUAGGGAUGGCGGAGGAUCCCCAUAAACUUGCAGUGAUGAUGAAUAAGUCUCAGAGACUUGUCCUGGGACUUGCUGUCUUACUGUUAGUCGAUAUCAUUUGGGUUUCCAGCUCCGAGCUUACAAAGUAUAUUUAUAAAGAAGUAGCUUUCGACAAACCAUUCUUUAGCACUUACAUCAAAACUUCAAUGUUUACGCUGUACUUGCUUGGUUUGUGUUUUUGGCCACCAUGGCGAGAUCAGUGCAAUAAGCCAGCAACUUAUAUGUUUAUAGACCCUAAUGUUGAGGAUGAGAAUUUUUAUUCAGAAGCGAGUACAAGUUUGAGUGACCCUACAUUUGUACCAAUUAAAACUUCUGAACAAUGCGAGAGAUCUUCUGGUACUGAAAGCGAUGAUUCGUCUAUUAGAUCAGUAAGAUUCAGUAAAUUAGCAGAAGUUCGACAUAUGUCAGAGAGUGAUGCAACUGAAGCUCUUCUAGCAAGAUUAAGUUAUCAAGCAAGUGUUAGAGCAGGCGAACAUGCUAGAAAACAAGCUAAUAAAUUUCCUGUCCACAAAGUUGCUAAGAUUGCACUUUCUUUUUGUUUCCCGUGGUUUAUAGCCAAUUAUUCUUAUCAAAUGUCUUUGUCACAAACAGAGGCAGGAAUUGUUACUGUAUUAUCUUCUACAUCUAGUUUGUUUACUUUAUUCCUUGCUGCAUUUUUUCCAAGCAAUAAUGGAGAUAAAUUUACAUUGUCUAAAUUAGUUGCUGUCACAAUAAGUUUCUUGGGUCUUGUCUUAGUUGGGUUUUCAGACUUAGCUAUAGAAGUCAAUCGUGUACCUACUGGUAUAAUAUUAGCUCUAGUCAGUGCAUUCUUUUAUGCUACUUACAUUGUAUUCUUGAGAAAAAAGGUCGAUCACGAGGACAAAAUGGAUAUACCAAUGUUUUUCGGCUUCGUCGGCCUCUUCAAUUUGACGCUUUUGUGGCCUUUAUUUUUUAUACUGCAUUAUGGCAAAUGGGAAAUAUUUGAAUGGCCCAAUCCACAACAGUGGACAUUUUUAAUAAUUAAUGGGCUGAUAGGAACUGUUUUGAGCGAAGUUCUAUGGCUAUGGGGAUGUUUCUUAACUUCGUCACUUAUUGCAACAUUGGCAAUUAGUCUGACCAUGCCAAUAUCUAUGAUAAUUGAUGUGUUAUUAAAAAAAGUGGAGUACCCUUGUAUUUUCUAUUUAGGAACCAUUCCUAUGAUCUUGGCAUUUUUAACAGUAUCUCUACUGUCACACUUUGAUAAUUGGGAUCCUGCUCUAAAUUUGAUGAAAAAAUUAUAUAAAUGGACUUGUCGUAGAAGCAGAGCUCUAAGGAUACCCGACCUAGAGGUAGAACAAACAGAGUCUCUUAUUGGUAUAAAUAGCGGAGAUCACGAAGCGUAACUCGACAAUAAAUGUAGAAGUUACGUGAUACUUGAGUUUCUAAUAUUGAAACGGAUAAGCGCAUAUUUAACGCUGAGUUGUAAAGAAAAAAGCACAAUUAACAUGCUUGUUUUUGAAAUGCUGAGUAAUAACAAAAGUAAGUGCCAUAAGCAUGCUUAAAUUAGCUCAAAGUACAUAUUUUCAAUGUUAAGUUAUAUAUUCGUAAACAUAUUAAGUGAUCCGAGAGAGUUUUAUUCGAGUUGAAUAGUUGCAAGGUUACUUUUAAAUAAAACUUAUCAAAAGUUAUUAUAAAGAUAAAAUUUUUUUGUAAUUAAAUAAGGAUUCCAUUACUAUUUAAUACGUUUACUAUUUUUAGGACAAAGCACGCAUAACGUGUUGACGUAAAUUAUACUGUACUUUUUUUCUCUUUCAUAAGUAUUAUUAAAGUUCAAAAAUAGUAUUGUCAAAAUUUAAAUCUAUCGUAAGUCGCUUCUUCAGAUGCUUAAAGAAAAAAUAGAAUAAAUAAAAUCUAUUUAUCCUUAAACCAAGUAUCAUGUAAAACAAUUAUAAUAGAAAGCCCAUGUGAUAAUACACUGACUGUACAGGCUGUUGAAUUUUUAAUUUGAGUUUAGUAGCUUUGUUUAUACGUGAACAUUUCUAUUCACUGUUAUUAAAGAGAUAUAUAAAAAAUCAAGAAGUAAAACUAACUUACCAGUAUGAACUGAUGAAAGAACUUAAUCAAUCGUUCUGUGACGAUUUUUUCAGAAUCACAGAAUCGCUAUACAUUUGAGAGUAAAAGUUUUAUAUUAUUAUUAUUAUUGAAGUUCAUAAACAAAAAAUCGAAUUUAACCUUUCUGCGUAUGCGUUUUUAUAUUAUAUAACGUGCAUUUUAUGCUUUCAUACAAAUUUUGUAUUAGUUUAGCGCAAAAACCUUCAACAUAUUAUAUCGCAUAUAUGAUAAUUACGUAAAAGUAUCUUCAUUUACUUUAGAAGUUUUUCACAUACAAUAUUAUUCAGAAUUUAUAAUUGAUACUAAUAUACCCAUUUCAAAAUCCGUAUUAUGAUUAGACAUAUUAGCAAUCAACUCAACAUUCAUCGUCUAUGUGUUUAACCUUUUGAUAAUCAUUAUUUCUUCUAUAAACCAAUAAUUUUAUGAAGUAUUCGAAAUUUAUUAAAGAAAAUCUUGUUAUAAAAAAAAUGGCAUCAGUAAGAUAAUUUUUAAAAACUAUACAAGUUUCAAAUAAAAAAUCAUCUACAAUAAUCAUGGCAUAUUGGACCAACUGACAUUUGGCGUGCUGAAAAGGUAUUAGUGGUAGCCAAAAAAAAUAUAAUGAUAAUUUUAUUUAAUGUUGUUUUAGUCUAGUCAAAUGAAAAAAAAAAUGUUAGUUACUUUCUGACUAAAUCUAGCUUAAAUCCAUUUGUAGAUACAAACAAGAGAAUCGAAAGCACAAUUAACGUUUAGUUGUGGAAAAAUUUCAAGUAAGCAAUAUUUGAAAAAGUAAGCCGUAGUUUUGUAAUAAAGCAAACUCGAAUCAAAAGAAAUUGGUAAAAUCAUGAUGUAACGCACAGAGCAGAAAAUUUGAAAAACGUUGUGGUAAUAUAACGAGAGACUAACGUUUUCGGAUUAUUCUCUUUUUUCGAAAUAAUAUAAAUGGAAAUCGUAGGCGAGAUUUUUUUGUAAUUCCAAAAGUUAGCUUGAUAAUGUGAUAACGGAACGUUUUUUCGGAGUGUGACAAAUUGUUAUAAUUACUCAACGUGAUAAGCGAUUUUGUCAUAAGCCCUAGCUAACUGUUCCUAUGUGUAUUAUUAUUAUAUGUAUUGUAUAUUUCAUGUACAUAUUAAAUAAAAAUAUAUUGUACAACCAUUAUAAAAGAAAAAUAUCGUAAAAAGCGUCGAUAAAUGAUUAAUAAA